Messenger RNA from Indicator indicator, 1020 nucleotides. RefSeq names its product visual system homeobox 1 (gene VSX1). Gene Ontology annotation, biological process: regulation of DNA-templated transcription. Gene Ontology annotation, cellular component: nucleus. Bases 1 to 1020 code for a protein of 339 amino acids. Gene Ontology annotation, molecular function: transcription cis-regulatory region binding; DNA-binding transcription factor activity, RNA polymerase II-specific. The transcript is spliced from 5 exons. Lineage: Eukaryota; Metazoa; Chordata; Aves; Piciformes; Indicatoridae. The record is from RefSeq and is a predicted model, not a curated record.
AUGCCAGGCCGGGCGGAGCCGUCGGGGGGAAGCGCGGCGGCGGGGCCGGUGGCCGUGCCCGUACCGGUGGCACCCGGGGCGACGGCGAGGCCAGGCGGCGCAGGGCUGCGGGCCAAGGGCUUCGCCAUCACCGACCUGCUGGGGCUGGAAGCCGAAUUGCAGCCGCCCCCUGGGCCCCUCCCUGCCGCCGCCGCGGCUGGCUACGAGGGCGGCGGGGCGCUGGGGCUGGGACUGGGGCUGCUGUGCGGCCUGGGGGGGCCGGGUACCCCGUGCCUGCUGCCCGCCCCGCUGCCGCUCCUGCCCGCCCGCGGCCCUCGCCCGCCCCCCGGGCCGGCGCCCGCCGCCCGCCGCCACAAGGAGAACAUCUCCGAUGAGGACAGCCUGUCGGGGGACGCCAGUGACCUGAAGAUGUCAGCCUCUCAGAUCAAGAGGAAGAAACGCCGGCACAGGACGGUGUUCACAGCUCACCAGCUGGAGGAGCUGGAGAAAGCUUUCAACGAAGCUCACUACCCCGACGUCUAUGCCCGGGAGAUGCUGGCGGUGAAGACGGAGCUGCCAGAGGACAGGAUACAGGUUUGGUUUCAGAACCGAAGAGCCAAGUGGCGGAAGCGGGAGAAGUGCUGGGGCCGGAGCAGCGUGAUGGCAGAGUAUGGCCUCUACGGGGCCAUGGUGAGGCACUCCAUCCCUCUGCCCGAGUCCAUCAUCAACUCUGCCAAGAGCGGGCUGGUGGGAUCCUGCGCCCCGUGGCUGCUGGGCAUGCACAAAAAGUCCAUGGAGGUGAGCAGGAAGGCGGAGAGCCAAGAGAAGCUGGCAGAUGGCUGGCGAGCGGAGCAGGAGGAGGAGGAACUAAAAGGGAAGCAGGCCAGUUCCCAGAGGGGCUCUGACAAGCUUGGCCCUGCAAAAGAUUCGGAGGACACAGCUAUUGACCUCUCCAGGACAGCCAAGCAUGAGAAGAGGGGCGUACUGAGGCAAUGCAUCAACGGGGACCCCCCUACGGAGCAGAAGGACAGGGACCACUGA